GCGGCGGCGGCGGCGGCGACGACGACGGUGGCGGUGGCGGUGACCGGCACACACCACGGGGCCGACGACAGACACACGGCGAAUAUCGCAACGACGAUACCACUGUCGUCGUGAUAAUAUUAUGCAGAAAAGCGUAGUCAUACGCCGCCGAGGAGGAAAACCCGACGAAAAACGCGGCGACGGACCGAGGAAGCUUUGAGAUCGCGUCGGAUGUGAUGAGCGUGUACAACACACUGCACGUUUAGGAUAAUUAGUUAUCAAAAUCGCUAUUUUUGAAAGUAACACGAAUAAACAAGAGACAUGAAGCGUCAGAACGUGCGCACAUUAUCCCUAGUAGUUUGCACAUUUACAUAUUUGCUAGUGGGAGCUGCUGUAUUUGAUGCAUUGGAAUCGGAAACUGAAAGAAAAAGAUGGAAUCACCUUUUAGAACUAAAGGCAGCUUUGGUGAGAAAAUACAGCAUAAGCGAAGAUGAUUAUAGAAUGAUGGAGGUUGCUAUCAUCGAAAACAAACCUCACAAAGCUGGACCACAAUGGAAAUUUGCGGGCGCGUUUUAUUUCUCCACAGUCGUUUUGGCUAUGAUUGGUUAUGGGCAUUCGACACCAGUGACAAUUGGUGGAAAAGCAUUUUGUAUGGCAUACGCUAUGGUGGGCAUACCAUUAGGACUUAUUAUGUUCCAGAGUAUUGGUGAACGUUUAAAUAAAUUUGCGUCUGUAGUUAUUAGGAGGGCCAAACAAUAUUUAAAAUGUAAAAAGGAAGAAGCCACGGAAAUGAAUCUAAUGUUUGCUACUGGAAUGCUGUCGUCGGUUAUCAUCACCACUGGUGCGGCCGUGUUUUCAAAAUACGAAGGAUGGAGCUAUUUUGAUAGUUUUUAUUAUUGCUUCGUUACGCUCACCACCAUCGGUUUUGGAGAUUACGUCGCACUACAGAACGAUCAAGCUUUGAUGACAAUGCCAGGAUACGUGGCGCUUAGCUUGGUAUUCAUUUUGUUUGGACUCGCCGUCGUUGCCGCCAGCAUCAACUUGUUGGUACUGCGUUUCAUGACCAUGAACGCAGAGGAAGUGAGGCGCGAAGACAACGAGCUUCAGGGCGUGUCGCAGCACGUAAUUACCGUCGACGGCGAAGCAGUGACGUCCGUCAACGGCAAACUGUUGGCCGGGCACACGAUCGGCCGGGACGCUGGUGACGACGUGGACCAGGUGUCAGUAUGCUCGUGCACGUGCGUGGGACCGGUGCAGUACGACUACAACCGGGACAUACGACCUGCGGAACGGGCGGCCGCAAACGCCGCAGCUGCGGCCGCCGUGGUCUACAACAGCCCUCCGACCGAACAACCCCUGUUGUCCUUGAAGAGGGUGUCUAUAUAAAAAGGCGGUCGAGGGUGAUUUUGGUGGGUCGGGGUGGCAACGUUUUGUGUACGAUUGUAUAGAGACUUAUUAUUAUUAUCACUAUUAUUAUUAUGUAUUCAACCCUCAACCCUCCACUCAUCACCGCCAAGAAAUGUAAUAUGGCCCAAAGUCUGUACGUCAUCGCAGCACGACGUCUGAAAUAUAAACGUAGAGACAUAUUAUAUUUUAUUGUACAGGGUCAUUCAAAAGUCUUCCUCGGAUUUCAAAAACUAUAAUAUUUAUAUUUUUUAAAUGGAUGGUGACGCAAGAGUAAUAAAAAAGUAAAUAAAAAAUAAUCAAACGUGCUUCGACUGUCUGCCCGGUACACGCAGGUCUACAUAGUAGGUACGUCGUAGGUAUUUAAAAUACGGUAUUGUUUUCGUUACGCGUCCAUCUCGGCAAACUAGCCAAUCAUUAUAAACGCUCACGAGAGACGAGUGUAUCAGCGACGAAGAUACAAAAAAACAUUUAAAAAAAAAAUGAUAGUAAACAUGACUACUGGACUACCUCGUGUUUACAAUAACGGUAUAUAGGUAAAGACUUUUGAAUCACUCUAUAUAUUUAUAUUUAAUAUACAUAGUUUUCUAUUAAUAGCCAUAAAUCCCGUAUGUGUCUUACGUUUGACAUCGUUUGACAUCGUCUGUGAUCUAUUAUGGAAACUCAAACGGUGCGCUUUGCCCUUGUGUAAAACACGUUUUUUAAUUUGAUUCUUUUUUUAUUAUUAUUUUUGAAGUCUGAGGGGAAGCAUUUACAUUUAAGAUUCGUUAUCCUUCUCCAUCGAAUACCUACUUAGUAAAUACAAUACACGGUUAUAGCAGUUAAGAGUUAAAACAAUUGUUGUCACGUCACUUAAAAGUACCUACUCUUUACUUUUUUCCAGCCUAAUCGUAUUAUUUUUUUCAUAAAAUUUAGAACAUGUCAAUUAUUAAUUUUUUUUUAGUUUUAAAAAUGAACCUUUUUAUUAUGAGCUAUUUUAAAGCAAGCAUUUAGAAUACCAGAAUAUUAUUUGAUUAUAAUUAAUUAUUUAUAUAUAUUAUAUAUAUUUAUUGUAA
Molecule: messenger RNA, 2438 nt
Organism: Aphis gossypii (cotton aphid)
Lineage: Eukaryota; Metazoa; Arthropoda; Insecta; Hemiptera; Aphididae
Product: two pore potassium channel protein sup-9-like
Exons: 8
Coding region: 301-1365 (354 amino acids)
Biological process (GO): potassium ion transmembrane transport; stabilization of membrane potential
Cellular component (GO): membrane
Molecular function (GO): potassium ion leak channel activity
Source: RefSeq, a predicted model, not a curated record